CUAGCCAUUUAUAUGUCUCCAAAACAGGAUCUUGUUGGGCAUUCUCUGCUGUUGCUGCAGUUGAAGGCAUCUCUCAGAUCAAAACCGGCAAUCUGAUAUCCCUCUCGGAACAAGAGCUCCUUGACUGCGACACCAGCAGCGAGAACAACGGCUGCAACGGUGGCCACAUGGCCAAAGCUUUUGAGUUCAUCGUCAACAAUGAAGGCCUAUCAGCGGACGCCGACUACACGUACAAGGGAUUGAUGGGUCCUGCGAAAACCUGCAGCUCCAAAAGCUCCUUCUCACAUCCGGUCGCGAUCAGCGGGUACGAGGAUGUACCCUCUAACGAUGAAGUAGCGCUACUCAAAGCUGUGGCGAAUCAGCCGGUUUCUGUUGCCAUCGAUGCAGGAAGCUUUGCUCUCCAAUUUUACUCUAGCGGCAUCUUCACAGGCUCGUGUGGGACUAACCUGAGCCAUGCAGUGACUAUUGUUGGCUAUGGUACUGAGAGUGAUGGAACCAAGUAUUGGAUUGCGAAGAAUUCGUGGGGGUCUUCAUGGGGUGAGAAUGGAUACAUAAAGAUGGAGAGGGAUGUCGAUGCUGAGGGGGGGCUCUGUGGUAUUGCUAUGCAAGCUUCGUAUCCAACCGCUUGAUCAAAAACAAGUGUUUGUUUUCUACGUACUAGCAAGUAGUGGUGUGUAUUUUCUCUCCUUUCCUUGUACCUGCCUGAAUAAACCAGCUUUGCCCAAGUUAUGAAAACUUGUAGCAAAGUGGGCGUGUGUCUAUUAAGUUGGGCAACUUUGUAUUUCAAGUGGAUGUUAUGUAAUGAUUGCUGGUAUUGAUUCUGUCUUA
Molecule: messenger RNA, 828 nt
Organism: Asparagus officinalis (garden asparagus)
Lineage: Eukaryota; Viridiplantae; Streptophyta; Magnoliopsida; Asparagales; Asparagaceae
Product: vignain-like
Exons: 1
Coding region: 168-629 (153 amino acids)
Cellular component (GO): lysosome
Molecular function (GO): cysteine-type endopeptidase activity
Source: RefSeq, a predicted model, not a curated record